ACUUCUGCACUCAGUUAAAACAGACCAGUGGCCUAGACUUUGGACUGCUCCUCCAGAAUGUGCAACGACUCUUCUCAUUUACAUCAGUCCUGCGAUGCUGAAAAGGACAGAAGACACAUUUCCAGAGAGGAAGUACACUUAAAAGAAAGCUCCUGCACACAUUGCUGAGACGCCACCUACUGCAAAGCUGAGCUCACAGCGCAGGCAGCGCUGCUGGCAUUUCCAUUCCAUCGCCAGUCGGGACUGAAUAAAGGCUGUGUGUGUGUGCGGUAGUUUUUCUUUUUUAAAAAAAUCUCAAAGCCAAGAAGAACAAACUGAAAUAACAGCUUCAAAAAUGGAGCGUAAAAUAAUCAGAAGAGAAAAAGAAAAGGAGGACGAAGGGAAACACAACAGCCUGGAAGACGCUGAACAAGGACAGCACUGCAAAUCCACACUUACGACCCUCAACGUGGGUGGAUAUCUAUACAUUACGCAAAAACAGACACUGACCAAGUACCCAGAUACUUUCCUUGAAGGUAUUGUAAACGGGAAAAUCCUCUGCCCAUUUGAUGCUGAUGGCCAUUACUUCAUAGACAGGGAUGGGCUCCUCUUCAGGCAUGUCCUAAACUUCCUACGAAAUGGAGAACUUCUACUGCCCGAAGGGUUUCGAGAAAAUCAACUUCUUGCACAAGAAGCAGAAUUCUUUCAGCUCAAAGGACUGGCAGAAGAAGUGAAAUCCAGGUGGGAAAAAGAACAGCUAACACCCAGAGAGACUACUUUCUUAGAAAUAACAGAUAACCAUGAUCGUUCUCAAGGACUGAGAAUCUUCUGUAAUGCUCCUGAUUUCAUUUCAAAAAUAAAAUCUCGAAUUGUUCUGGUAUCCAAAAGCAGGCUGGAUGGAUUUCCAGAGGAGUUUUCAAUAUCAUCUAAUAUCAUUCAAUUUAAAUACUUCAUAAAGUCUGAAAAUGGCACUCGACUUGUACUAAAGGAAGACAACACCUUUGUCUGUACCUUGGAAACUCUUAAGUUUGAGGCUAUAAUGAUGGCUUUAAAGUGUGGUUUUAGACUGCUGACCAGCCUGGAUUGUUCUAAAGGGUCAAUUGUUCACAGCGAUGCACUUCAUUUUAUCAAGUAAUUACCUGUCUCAUGAACAAAGGCAACAAGCAUGCAGCCAGCAAGCUUCAGAAAAUCACAGCAUCAAAGGCAUCCCAAAUAACGUGCUAGCUCGCUCGGCUAGCUCUGUACUCCAGAGCCCUGCUGCUAAUCAAGUACUGUGAGCUAUCGGUAUGUAAAUUCUAUCCUAAAGAUGUCCUAAUUUGGGGUGCUCCUGCUGAUCAGACUCUGUCUCCUAAAAUGAAAACAGUAAUCAUCUAUAUACUGUAAAUAAAAACUGAGUGCUUUUGCUAUUUGUUUAUUUUUCCUUAAGCUGUCUCUCAAUCACCAUGUCUUGGGUAUUUGUAUAAAAAGCAAGCAUGCAUAUUAUCUAUAGUUCAUUUAAAAAACAGUAAUAAAAUAUUUAAAUCUAA
Molecule: messenger RNA, 1505 nt
Organism: Cavia porcellus (domestic guinea pig)
Lineage: Eukaryota; Metazoa; Chordata; Mammalia; Rodentia; Caviidae
Gene: Kctd4
Product: potassium channel tetramerization domain containing 4
Exons: 2
Coding region: 335-1114 (259 amino acids)
Biological process (GO): protein homooligomerization
Molecular function (GO): protein binding
Source: RefSeq, a predicted model, not a curated record